AUGUCUAAUUUUACAGUUGUCUGGCUUCUUUUCACCAGGCCCAAUAAGGAGAAGGCCAUGACUCCCCAGCCAGCAGGGCCCACCAGUAAGUUGGCCCAGUACCCUACACUGCAGCACUCCUUCCUUACGGACAUCUCUGAUGUGAGAGAGAUGGAGGGAGGCCUCCUCAACCUGCUCAAUGACUUCCACUCCAUAAAAUUGCAGGCUUUUGGGAAGGUGUGCUCCUUUGAGCAACUGGAGCACAUGCGUGAGAUACAAGAGAAACUUGCAUGGCUACAUUUCAGUCUGGACAAAGAAGAGGACGAUAUCCGUUACAGCCAAGCCUAUCUCUAA
This is a messenger RNA of Oncorhynchus kisutch (coho salmon), 333 nucleotides long. Its product is annotated as coiled-coil domain-containing protein 28B-like. The record is from RefSeq and is a predicted model, not a curated record. Bases 1 to 333 code for a protein of 110 amino acids. The transcript is spliced from 4 exons. NCBI's taxonomy places the organism in Eukaryota, Metazoa, Chordata, Actinopteri, Salmoniformes, Salmonidae.